AUGCUUCUUGUUGCGGUCGUUGUGGCGUAUUGGCUAUGGUUCAAGAGGAUCUCACGGUGGCUAAAGGGUCCACGUGUCUGGCCUGUAUUGGGGAGUCUUCCUGGUCUGAUAGAGCAGCGUGACAGGAUGCAUGAAUGGAUCACCGAGAACCUCCGUGCGUGCGGCGGCACUUACCAGACUUGUAUAUGCGCCGUGCCUUUCUUGGCCAGGAAGCAAGGUCUCGUGACUGUCACGUGUGACCCCAAGAAUCUCGAACAUAUGCUCAAGACCCGGUUCGAUAACUACCCCAAAGGUCCUACGUGGCAAUCCGUUUUCCACGACCUUCUCGGUCAAGGUAUUUUCAACUCCGACGGUGACACUUGGCUCUUCCAGCGCAAAACCGCCGCUCUCGAAUUCACAACAAGGACGUUACGGCAAGCCAUGGGAAGGUGGGUAAACCGAGGAAUUAAGCUCCGGUUCUGUCCAAUUCUUGAAUCGGCUCAAGCCAAAUCAGAACCGGUUGAUCUCCAAGACUUAAUACUACGGCUCACGUUCGACAACAUUUGUGGAUUAGCGUUCGGUAAGGACACACGAACCUGCGCGCCAGGGCUUCCCGAUAAUGCCUUUGCCUCAGCUUUCGACCGAGCCACUGAAGCCUCGCUCCAACGGUUUAUUUUGCCGGAGUUUCUGUGGAAGCUGAAGAAAUGGCUUGGCCUCGGCUUAGAAGUCAGUUUGAGCCGAAGCUUGGAAGAAAUUGAUGGCUACUUAGCAACAGUCAUAAAAACACGUAAGCAGGAAUUGAUGAGUCAGCAAGAAAGUGGGGCCCAUGGACACGACGAUCUCCUCUCGCGUUUCAUGAUGAAGAAGAAAGAAUCAUACAGCGACACGUUUCUCCAACACGUGGCGCUUAACUUCAUCUUAGCUGGACGUGACACGUCAUCCGUUGCGCUGAGCUGGUUCUUCUGGCUUAUCACGAUGCAUCCAACCGUUGAGGAUAAAAUCGUCAGCGAGAUCUGCUCCGUUCUGAUCGAGACGCGUGGCGCCGGCGACGUCGCGUCUUGGACGGAGGAGCCGUUGGGGUUUGACGAAAUCGACCGAUUGGUUUACCUCAAGGCGGCGCUAUCGGAGACUCUCAGGCUUUACCCAUCAGUGCCAGAAGAUUCGAAGCACGUGGAGAACGACGACGUUUUACCGGACGGGACUUUCGUUCCGGCGGGAUCUUCAGUGAGUUAUUCGAUUUACGCAGCGGGGAGGAUGAAGUCGACUUGGGGAGAAGAUUGUCUGGAAUUUAAGCCGGAGAGAUGGAUUUCUCCGGUCGACGGAAAAUUCAUCAAUCACGAUCAAUAUCGAUUCGUGGCAUUCAACGCCGGGCCAAGGAUUUGCUUGGGAAAAGAUCUGGCGUAUCUUCAGAUGAAGACGAUCGCGGCAGCUGUGCUUCUCCGUCACCGGCUUACGGUGGUUCCGGGACACAAAGUAGAGCAGAAGAUGUCGUUGACACUUUUUAUGAAGAAUGGACUUCUCGUUAAUCUGCAUAAGAGAGAUCUCGAAGGACUCAUUAAUAAGAGCCUAGUGGUGAAGACAAGUGACGGUGGCUUCAUCGGCAAUUGUAACGGCGUCGCUGGUGAAGGUGCCGCAGUUUACUUAAGCACGGAAGUUGCGGUUGCUUAA
Microthlaspi erraticum is the source of this 1647-nucleotide messenger RNA. The record is from the annotation of a GenBank genome assembly. NCBI's taxonomy places the organism in Eukaryota, Viridiplantae, Streptophyta, Magnoliopsida, Brassicales, Brassicaceae.